Gastrolobium bilobum is the source of this 960-nucleotide messenger RNA. RefSeq lists its product as uncharacterized. The transcript is spliced from 3 exons. The record is from RefSeq and is a predicted model, not a curated record. The coding region runs from base 1 to 960 and encodes 319 amino acids. Lineage: Eukaryota; Viridiplantae; Streptophyta; Magnoliopsida; Fabales; Fabaceae.
AUGAUACAACUUAUAGAGAAGCAACCUGAAGAGAAUGAGAGAGAUGUGGAGGCAUCGGUUGAAGAAAAGAAUAAAGAAAAGGCAAAUGAUACUAUUGAAGUUGACAAGAGAAAUCCUGAAAAAGUUGAAAGGAAACUAUUUAAGUGGGAGAAGAAGAAAUCUUUAGAAAGGCAAGACAAGCCUUUGGAUCUCUCCCCAUAUGCUCGAAUCCCUUAUCCUCAGAGAUUAAAGAAAGAGAUUCUGAAGCAGCAGUAUUCAAAGUUUCUAGACAUAUUCAGGAGGAAGCAUAAGUUGCAGGAAUGUGAGACGAUGAAUCCGACGGAGGAAUGUAAUGCUAUCAUCCAAAAGAAGUUACCCACCAAAGUUAAGGAUCCAAGGAGCUUCAGCAUUCCAUGCACUAUAGGAAAAGUGGAAGUGGACAACGUUUUAUGUGAUCUUGGAGCUAGCAUCAAUGUCAUGCCAUUCUCCAUGAUGAAGAAGCUAGGGAUUACUGAAGUCAAGCCCACAAGAACAAUAGUGCAACUGGUUGACUGCUCUACAAAACAAGCUUAUGGAAUCAUUGAGGAUAUACUAGUAAAGGUUGACAAAGUCUUCUUGGCAACCUCAGGAGCACUGAUUGAUGUACUUAAAGGUGAGCUGAUCUUAAGGGUAGACGAAGAGCAAGCAAUUUUCAAGUUCUUUGACAAAGAAGUCCCCUCACCUAUAGCUCAACCGGAAGAUCAAGUUUACUAUAUCAGUGAAAAGAAAGGAGGAGGAGAGAACAAAGAGAAUUCUCCUCAAGAAAGUAAGCCAAAGGUUAAAAUAGAGAAGCCUAAGAGCAAGGGAAAGCACAUAAAAGCCAAGUUUAGAGUUCCUGAGGAUACUUUAUCUCAUCUAUAUGAACAGGAACAUUAUGGAGGGACACAACUUUUUAAUGAGAGGGCUUGGUCAUCCCUAAACCAAUGCUUUGAGCCACCAUGA